Messenger RNA from Dothidotthia symphoricarpi CBS 119687, 3456 nucleotides. RefSeq lists its product as uncharacterized. The record is from RefSeq and is a predicted model, not a curated record. The transcript has 7 exons. Lineage: Eukaryota; Fungi; Ascomycota; Dothideomycetes; Pleosporales; Dothidotthiaceae. The coding region runs from base 230 to 3403 and encodes 1057 amino acids.
CAGAGGUCGAGCUUGAUGAUCAGUGUCCAUGACAGUACCUAUGUAAACUUGUCUGGUGCAGAAACCUCGACAACGUCUGGUGACAUGACUGGGGCUCGGCUUGGCAUCGGCGUCAUCAGCACAGUGACUUAGGCAGGGAUUUGAAGCAACGCCAGAGCGUCGCGUCGACUCUCCUCGUCCCACCGUGGUCAGACAGAAUACCAGACUAUAGUAUUGUCGAACGGUCACGAUGAGCGAGUCUCCGCAGACGAUGGCAGAGCGCCGUUAUCUGCGACCCAGCCUGCGGUCGGCAACGAUGAUACAACCGAAGACUGGCGAGCGCGUCAAGAAAUCAUUCACACUUCGAAGAUCGUACCACCGUCCAACCGAGUCUACCGAGUUUCUGCUUGCGCCAGGUCAACAUGAUCCUACACGACACGAAGACAUGGGCAGAGUCGAACGUCUGCAGGAAACCUGCAAGUACCGAAUUCGACAAACCUACGCGUACGCGACCUCUCCGACAGGUAUUGGAAUACUCAAGUGCUCGCUGGCAUAUAUUUUGGGGUCGCUAGCUACUUUCGUUCCCCAAAUUGCUGGGUUACUGGGGAAGAACGAUGGAAAGCACAUCGUGGCUACCAUCACGGUAUACUUCCACCCAGCACGGUCAGCUGGCAGUAUGCUUGAAGCCGUUUUGUUAGCAUUUGCUGCCUUCCUAUACGCGGCCUUCAUCUCGUUUUCUAGCAUGGCUGUCUCCGCGUACUUUGGAAAUCACCACCAUCUUGUCCUAGGCCAUGUCAUCGUACUUAUCGUGUUUUGCGGCGGAGGCCUGGGACUUGUAGGCUGGACUAAGCAAAAGCUGGGCAACCCACUCGUCAACGUUGCUUGCUCAUUGACUUCUCUUGCGCUGAUUACGGUGUUGACGAAAGAAGGGGCUGUUCAGGCCGCCAAGUUUUCGUAUGUCAAAGUCUGGCAAGUAUUGAAGAUGAUCAUCAUGGGUUGUACAGCAUCCGCAGCGGUCUCUCUUCUUGUGAGGCCGACCUCAGCGCGGACUGAAUUUCGCGAUACUUUCAUUCAAGCGACCGAUGCAAUGGCCGAGAUACUCAAUGGUAUCACUCGUAGCUUCCUCUCUGGCGAACAGCAAGAUCUCGAGAACGAUUCGUUUGUAAAAGCCUCGAAUCAAAGCAAGUCAACUUACAAGACGUUGGUCAAGAACCUGGGAGAAGCCAAAUUCGAAUACUAUGUUCUUGGCACCGAGGAUGAGUAUAGAAUCAACGCACGUCUGGUCAAGUGCCUGGAGACGUUGAUUCAGAGCAUCGGUGGCUUGCGAAGUGCUGCAGAAACACAAUUCACGCUCCUCGCUCAAUCAAGCACAAGCAGUGGGCCACUAUCGGACAGUAUACCUGCUAACGGCACAGUCACAUCGUCCAUAUUCUCAGAACACACGAUGUCUCAAAGCCCUCCUCAGAUGUAUUCCCCAAGUCUCAGUCACACAGAACGUCGGACUAGCAUUCUCGCCUCGAUCGAUGAAUUACCGGAGAGCCCUAUGGAAGCAUUUGCGGAUGGGUCGGAUGAUGAAUCAAGCCAGACCAAUGAUAUUGCUGGAAUACCAAGUUUUAUCCACUCCAACAAUCUCACGCCCGCUGAUAUAUUCUCCAUAUUUAUCGCCCAGUUGGGACCGCCGAUGAAAUCGCUUGCGUACACACUACGUGAAAUACUUUCCGAGCUCCCUUUUGGCCCUGGACCCGAAUACCACAUGGCUAUCAACGAGCAUUUUCGUCACAGUCUCAUUGACGCGAAGGCUCUUUUUUCUAAUGCUAGACAAGAAGCUCUCUCCGUGAUUUACCAGAGCAAAAUACCGUCGAAGACUGGUUCGGCUGCAGUGGCCGCCGACUUCGAAGAGGUCGCUGCAAGCUGUGGCUAUUUUAGUUCCUCAUUGCAAGACUUCGCCGAAGACAUGGUGACCUUUUUGGACAUACUCGAAGACUUGAAAGCAAACGUAAAUCUUCACCCGCGUCGAAGAACAUGGAGCUGGCUGAAGUUUUGGCGUAAAAAUAAGCGUUCUGGCGACGACUCCGAGCAAGUGAAUUUGAUUAACGAGGGCCCAAGUCAAACGCCUGGUGGCUCACAUGAAAUUCAUAACCCGAUCUAUCGAAAGUCAAAUCGCGGCGACCCAUACAAACCCAUGAAUAAGCAACCACUCUCAUAUCGCACUUGGGUAGCUUUAUCUAUUUUUAGAAGAGAUGAUCUCAAAUACGCUGUCAAGGUCGGCAUUGGUGCCGUGCUUUACGCCAUGUGGUCUUUCAUCAGGCCAACAAAGGCCCUUUAUGGCCAUUGGCGUGGUGAGUGGGGUCUUUUGUCAUACAUGCUGGUCUGCUCAAUGACAAUUGGCGCUUCCAACACAACCGGGUUCCAACGGUUUGCAGGUACCUGCCUAGGGGCUGUAUAUGCAAUCGUUGCAUGGAUCGUGGCCGACGAAAAUCCCUACAUACUUGGGUUCUUCGGGUGGAUAGUCUCUCUCCUCUGUUUCUACAUCAUUGUAGGAAUGGGUAAAGGGCCUAUGGGUCGUUUCAUCCUGCUCACCUACAACCUCUCCGCGCUAUACGCCUACUCAUUGUCAGUCAAAGAUGAUGAUAACGACGAUGAUGAAGGCGGUAUAUCACCUGAGAUCUGGGAGAUCGUUCUUCACCGUGUCGUUGCUGUCAUGGUUGGUUGUCUCUGGGGUAUCAUCGUCACUAGAGUCAUAUGGCCAAUCUCAGCACGACGCAAACUCAAAAAAGGCGCAUCGCUCUUGUGGCUCAAAAUGGGUCUUCUCUGGAAGCGCGGUCCUCUACAGACCUUACUUGUUGAGGCCAAUAAUGGCGACAUACACCGGCCGUAUUCGUACAUGAGUGAACAUGAAGAACUCGAAUUACGGCGCUUCUUGAGUCAUUUGGAAACACUUCGUGCAUCGGCUUCGUCAGAGUUUGAACUGAGAGGUCCAUUUCCGGACAAGAGUUUCAGAGUCAUUCUGGACGCGACCAGUCGUAUAUUGGAUAGUUUCCACGCGAUGAACGUCGUCAUCUUAAAAGACCUGAAGGCGUCAGAGGGAGAGAAGGAGAUUCUGAAAUACACGAAGAAACAGUGGACAGAGCUGAGCUGGCGAAUUAGUCAUUUGUUCUCAGUUAUGGCGUCUUCUAUGAAAUUGGCAUACCCACUGAAUGAUGUGCUACCCAACGUGGACCAUACAAGAGAUCGACUGCUAGCCAAACUCUUCGAGUUCAGACAAUCUGGGCUCGGCAAAGUCAUUGCUAAGGACGAAGACUACGAGUUACUCUAUGCUUACGCACUUGUAACUGGCCAACUAGCCCACGACCUCGGUAUCAUCGGACAGGAAAUUGAAAAAUUGUACGGCGUGUUGAAUGAGGAAGACUUGAAAUUGCAAUAAGCGAAGAUAUCGUUAAAACUUAUUCAAAUUAAGACUGGCUACCAACCAUGUAU